AUGCCUCGUGCUACCCAGCGAGCCAGCACGACGGAAGUCAUGGGCGCACCGCUCGAGCUCCCUCCCUACGAACCCCAGAUAGCGCCCCUCACAGCCAACGCAAAGCGCAAGGUUGAUACUGUGAUUAAAUCCUUUCAAACGCGCCAUUUAAAAAUCCACUUGGCUCAUGCUGCAGGGGCGCUGUCAGACUCUGUUGGGGACACUAACGACCGGCUCACAGAGGCAAAGGCUCGCCUGGAGAAAGUGAAGCGGCGCCGACGAGAGAGAGAGGAAAGGCGACAAAGAGACGCGGGAGAUGAAAAGGAUAAAGAAGAUGGCGAUGGAAAUGACAGCAGUGCUGAGCGUGAGCGGGAAGCAGAAAAAUUCGCAGUGAGGGAGGAAAAACUGGCGCAGUUUGAGCGGCUAGUUAAGAAUACCACGAAGAGACUGGAAGGAGGCAUGCGGAGCCUCGUUGACUCGGAAGUUCAGGCGGACAAAAUACUGGAUCUUUUAUCGGAAAUAACACAGGAUUCUGCGGAAGUACCGAAAGAGCCUCAGCCUAGAGCACGACGGGCGAGGCGCAACCGGGAUGAAGAUGAAGAUAGCGAUGCGAAUGAUGACGAUGAACUGGACGACGAAACAGAGCCGCCUGCCGAAGUCGAGGUAAUAUCAGCAUCUCGCACGAUUGCGGAUGGGCUAGCAGAUAAGAAAAGAGAAUGGGAGGCACUCCCUCUUGCGCAGAGAUACGGGACUAAUAAAAGCUACGAGCAAUUCUAUCGUGUUCUUCACGAGUCAAAGCAUUCUGGUAUCGAGGUUCCCCCGUUGCCUCACCCAUCUACCUGGUUUCAGUCUUCGGAGACCUCACGAGAAUCCGGCAGCCAGAGUAAAAAGCGUAAAAAGAAGCGUUCUCGGCUUGCUCACACCACUGAUGGUACUAUGGAGGAAGGCGGUGUUGAUGACGAGGACCGGCAGGCUUCAUCUUCGGGCGCUGAAGACAACGAAAGUGAAGAAGCCGAGGAUGAUGAGGGUGAGGAUGCAGAAGGGUCAGAAGACGAAGAACCCACCCAGGAGGCUACGCAGGAUGCUUCUUCAGAUGAUGAAGUAGCGAUCAAAUCUGAGAAGUUCUCCAUAACUUGUCCGUUGACUCUACAGCCUUUCAAGGAGCCGGUCAGUAGCACCAAAUGUCCACACAGUUUCGAACAAUCUGCUAUCGAGAGCAUGUUCAGUCGGAGCCGUCAGAACACAUUUGUUCCCUUACCCAACGACAGUUCCCGUGGGCGAAAUAUGCGAUGCGUCAAAUGCCCGGUCUGCAAUAUUCUGUUAACAAUGCAGGAUCUGAAGAGGGACCCCGUAUUGCUAAGACGGGUGAAAAAAGCAUCACGCGUGGCUGCAAGAGAGGCGGAAGAGAAUGAUGAAGAAGAAGGUGAUGAAGAUGAGGAUGUUGAUAUGGAUGAUGACAGCGUUCUAGUGAAGAGGACCAGGGCAGCGAACAGCGGAAGACAAGUUGUAGUAAAGAGCGAGCGGACGAGGUCACCAUCCCGUAUCCCUGAUACACAAAUGGAUGGAUGA
This is a messenger RNA of Nannizzia gypsea CBS 118893, 1548 nucleotides long. RefSeq lists its product as hypothetical. Gene Ontology annotation, molecular function: zinc ion binding; SUMO ligase activity. The record is from RefSeq and is a predicted model, not a curated record. The transcript is spliced from 2 exons. NCBI's taxonomy places the organism in Eukaryota, Fungi, Ascomycota, Eurotiomycetes, Onygenales, Arthrodermataceae. Bases 1 to 1548 code for a protein of 515 amino acids. Gene Ontology annotation, cellular component: nucleus; Smc5-Smc6 complex. Gene Ontology annotation, biological process: protein sumoylation; double-strand break repair via homologous recombination.